AUGUCGGACAAGCGCAGAGCAGAGAUCGAGGCAAAGAGGGCGAAGCUCGCAGAGCUCCGCAAGGCGAGGGCAGAUAGGCAGAAAGCGGAUUCUGAGCGUCGCGUCUCCGAGACUGCAGGUCCAUCGACAGUCCGGAGGGAUGUCGACGACCUCGUCAGCUCGCUCAUCGGCACCGACAUCGGGCGGCGUGUAGACAGCCGAGCCGGCUCACCACCGACCUCCGUCCCAGGCACUCCGUUACUUGCGCAGAACAGAUCACUCGCGGGGCCUUCGACGCUCUCCCCCUCUGGCAGGCUAAGCAGACAGAGCGAUGCUGCAUCCGAUCGGAUCAGUGUGGGCACGACAUUCGUGCAAUCAACGAACGGCACAACAGACCAUGUUGUAGACCGCGUUAUGAUCCCCCGCGUAGUCCCAGAUUUAAUUGACGUAGAGGAGGAGCUCUUUGAAAUGCCACAGAAGGAACGUGUCAUAUACAACAAAGAGGUGCAGACGAUGGAGUUUGAGCCCAGUUCAGACGAGUCCGACGAAGAGGCGCGAGAAGCGAUCGCGCAGAAGGAACGUGAAGCUGAGGAGGCUUUGGAGGCCGCACGCGAACGAGCGUUAGAGGCGGAGAGUAUCCUUCUCGACAAGCAGAUUGAAGAAGUAAUCCGAGAGAUGACGGAGGAAGAGAAGACAAGCAUCUUCGCAGCACCGGAGUUCCUCGACUUCGUUGAGCAGUCGACGAAGAUAAUCCAACGAGCACUUAACGAUAACUACGACUACGUUCGGGACUACACAAUCGGUACCGAGACGGGCGGGGAUGACACAGAAGGCCGGCGAGUGAAGUGCGUUUGUGCUUUCUAUAGUGAACGGUACGGGAAGAACCGAUCAGUCACAGACGUGGCCUGGUCACCAAAGUUCCCAGAACUCAGCUGCGCAUCCUACAACAAGAACCCUGCUGCGCUGAAUGAGCCCGACGGCAUCGUUGCCGUCUGGAAUUUGCAUCUUCUGGAGCGGCCGGAAUUUGUCUUCCACUCACAGUCCGACGUCCUCUCCGUGACCUUCUCACCGUUCCAUUCAAAUCUCGUCUUCGGCGGAACGUACUCGGGGCAGAUCCUGCUGUGGGACACACGCUCGAAGCAUCUGCCAGUGUUGAAGACCCCACUAUCGGCGGCGGGACAUACACAUCCUGUGUAUGCGAUGCAGAUGGUGGGAACGCAGAACGCACACAACCUGAUCACGAGCAGUACGGACGGGACGGUAUGUAGUUGGCUGGUAGACAUGCUGGCUCAACCACAAGAAACCUUGGAACUCGUACAUGCUGGUCACAACAAGACCGGCGAGGUGGCUAUCACGACAUUGGACUUCCCGGACAACGAGACGACGACAUUUUGGGUCGGUACCGAGGAAGGCAAUGUCUACCAGGCGAACCGAUACGACCGGGCAGGCGCGAAGGCCGGACUCAACCAGUACGAUGUCUACAAGGGUCAUUCUGGCCCUGUCAUGGGGCUGCAUUUCCACCCACAGCACGGGCCGGUCGACUUCUCCGACAUGUUCCUCACGUGCUCCGUGGACUGGACGGUCAAGCUAUGGCGUGCCAAAUCGCUCGCGAAGCCAUCGACGGCGGCGAACGUCAUCUCGCCAAUAUAUUCGUUCGAUGAGGCCGACGACUACGUGUACGACGUUAAAUGGCACCCGUCGCAUCCGGCGGUCUUCGGGGCUGUGGACGGCUCAGGCCGGUUCGACGUGUGGAAUCUAAACUGGGACACGGAGGUCUCGACUGUGUCGACAAUAGUAGGUUCUGGACGGGCGCUGAACAAGAUGCAGUGGGACCGCAAGGACGGCCGGCGGGCAGCCAUGGGGGGGAGCGACGGGAAGCUGUAUAUCUACGACAUUGGAGAUAUGGCGCUGCCCAGAGAGUCGGAGUGGACGGACUUGCAACGGGCGAUCUCUGGCGUGGCCGGAGGCGGAGCGCAGAACGGGAUCAUCGAGGCUGGGCGGUAGCGGGUUUGGGGAUCUCGCGUGUUGUGCUUGCAUGUGUUGCUCUGGUUGCGGCAAGAGUGUAAUGGAUAUGUUAUACCCUGUGCUAUGGAUGGAGGUGGGCGGGUGGCCGUUCGGGGUUCCGAGGCAGGUGAGGGCGGGCGUCCGUGCGAGUAUAAACGCGCUUCGGCGGGGCAAGCGCACUGCGUAGCACUCGGAUUGCCCACUGCGUUCGCUGGCCCUGGAGAGUGCGGAAAUAGAGGCAGACAAACGCAGCCCCUCCGUUCGUCUCGUCGCAUUCCCCGAGCCUGAAAUACCGUCAGCUGACGGAUCAAUGCUCAGCCGUCGACUGGCCUCCUCCCUCGCACCGGCCCUCUUCCACCCGGACAAGCCUGUCCUCUCAGCCACCGGGCGAUCCUCCCUCAAGCCUUCCUUUUCUCAGCGACCCCCACCAUCCCGCAACAUGUCCGCCUUCAAGCAGGUAACGUCGUCGCCGUCGCCCCCGUAGUCCCCU
Molecule: messenger RNA, 2473 nt
Organism: Rhodofomes roseus
Lineage: Eukaryota; Fungi; Basidiomycota; Agaricomycetes; Polyporales; Fomitopsidaceae
Product: WD40 repeat-like protein
Exons: 10
Coding region: 1-1983 (660 amino acids)
Biological process (GO): transport along microtubule
Cellular component (GO): cytoplasmic dynein complex
Molecular function (GO): dynein heavy chain binding; dynein light chain binding
Source: RefSeq, a predicted model, not a curated record